Messenger RNA from Phlebotomus argentipes, 2351 nucleotides. Its product is annotated as organic cation transporter protein. Gene Ontology annotation, cellular component: membrane. Bases 374 to 2260 code for a protein of 628 amino acids. Gene Ontology annotation, biological process: transmembrane transport. Lineage: Eukaryota; Metazoa; Arthropoda; Insecta; Diptera; Psychodidae. The transcript has 7 exons. Gene Ontology annotation, molecular function: transmembrane transporter activity. The record is from RefSeq and is a predicted model, not a curated record.
AUUUUAUCGUUUGUGCUCCCGAAGUGAAAACGUGCAGUCAGCGACGUCUUUCCCCAGACACUGGCCACAUAAUCAAUUUAUCAUCUACUCCAAUUGAUCGCCUCCAUGAUCAAUUGAUUUCCCUGCUCGCCAGCAAACCACACACUUGGCGAUCAUCUAACAAAGUGAUAAUUUUUACUGUGGUCGCGGCGGAGAAGAGCUGAGAAGAGUCGCAUACAGUUUUGGCCAAUUUGGACAGAUUGAGACUUCAUAGUGGCUGUUGGCGAAAAAGCGUCAGUCUCCGCUGUCGUCUUGUCCAAAUGAUCGCUAAUUGCUUAGCCAAAUAAGUAAUUUGUGAUCUAAUUUCUCCGGCAAACACGAGACCACCAUAAAAAUGGCCGACUACCCGCUGCUCAAUUCGGGUGCAGCACCAGGUGGAGUCGCGGCGAACCCGUCCACCCAAUGCAGAGAUACCAUCGACUUUGAGCCCGUCGCACCAGCACCAUCGCACAACAUCCCCUACCAUCCGCGCAGAAAGUCCCUCAUUGACGAAAUCGACGUGCCCACCGAGAACGUGGACAUGGUGGACAAAGUGGACAUCAUUGGCAAAGUCGUGGGCGACUGGGGCUGCUUCCAGUUGCGCACAGUCCUGCUCAUCUUCCUGUGCAAAAUCCCCAGUGCCUGGUUCAUGUCUUGCAUCAUCUUCACCGCACCGGCGCCCCGUCACGGGGACUUCUUCUGCAAACCCCCGCCGCAUCUGCCCAUUGUGCCUGAGGUGAACAAGACGCAGUGGAUCAAGAUCUCCCAUCCGGCCGUGCUGGACGCUGCCGAUCAGGAGCUCAACAUUGACUUCUGCAACGUAUACGAAGACGCCCUGGAUCACGUGCACAAGUACUUCAAUCGCAGUGAUGUGUCCAAUCCCUGGAUCGAGCCCGAGCGCAAUGCCACCAACAUCAUCCCGUGCGAGAGCUUCGAGCAUCACAGUGACUACAAGAGCAUCAUCACGGACUUCGAUUUGGUGUGUUCACGAGAUAUUCUAGUCGCCACCACCCAGUUCUUCCACCUGUUCGGUGUGCUCUGGGGCGGCAUAAUCACCACUCAACUCCUAGUGCACUUCAGUCCACGACGCGUGAUGCUGGCUGGGAUGCUGUCGCAGAUCAUCUGCGGAAAUCUCACGGGUCUGGUCAGCAGUUACGGUCUCCAUGUCUUCUUCAGGUGUCUCUCGGCCAUUUGCUGUGGUCUAAUGUACACAGCAGGAGCAGUGAUAUUUUCGGACAUCACAGCAGGAAAGUACAAGACAGUCGUUUGCACGAUGUUCGAGCAGUUCUGGUCCAUUGGCGUUAUUCUGCUUCCCGGAAUGGCGAGCUUCGUCAACAACUGGUCUCAACUUUACAUGGCAAUUUCCUUCCCAACCUUCCUCCUCGUCAUUCUUCAUAGGUGGAUUCCGGAUUCUCCUCGCUGGCUGAUCGCCAGGAAUAGAAUCACCGAGGCGAAGGCGAUCCUUGAGGAGGCGGUGAGAAUCAAUGGGAAGCAGAACGCCCUGCCUCGCGAUCUCGAGCACCUGCUUCAGGUGCAGGCUGCCUCCUGUCUGGAGGGUCCUCCGCCGCCCAACUGGUGGUCCCUCUGGGAGGGCCACCGCGCCAAGCGCCACAUGAUCAGCAUCCACCUCAUCUGGUCCAUCUACAUCGUCACCUACUACGGAAUGCUGCUCAACAUCAGGGUUUUCGGGCGCGAGCACUUGGAAGCCAACACAAUCGUGGCUGGAGUUUGCGAGAUCGUGGGCACCUUCAUUGGCCUCUACUUGAUCCUCAACACCACCAGGAAGUGGCUCUGGACGGGCAUCUGGAAUGUGGCCGCGGGCAUCGCCGCUUGUGCCAUCUGGCUAAUUCCAGAUUCAGUUCAGGGAAUUGAGCGUGUUGUGCUGGAAAUGACGACGGCAAUGAUCACGAAAACUGCAAUUUCCACCACUCUGUCCAUCCUCACCACUUGCACCACUGAACUAGUCUCGGCGGACAAGAGGAGAAUCUGUGCUUUUUCUACCAUUGUCUGGGCACGCAUCUGGCUUCUAACUGCCCCCUUCAUUGGCGCCACCACAAUAUUCGGCGAAUAUGUGGCUCAGACCGCCUUGUCCAUCAUGUCCGUUGUCGGUGGCUUCAUCACGAUGCUCAUCUCAAGUCCACGCACACUGCCGGCCAGGAAGAAGAAGACGAAUCUUCCUCCAGAACUGACAACACCCGAAGUAUGGACCGUGAAAGGCCACCAGGAGAAGGCUGAAGCCUAAUCAAGCCAAGUUUACUUAUACUAAGUACAAGAUUGAUUUUCUAUUCUCCUGUAAAAUAUUUUUAAAAGUGAUUAUAACUAAUUUAUUUAAA